UAACACAAAAAUUCUCUCCACGAUUUCUACCCACUAAAUUAGCGUCUCCCUCCCUAAAUCUUCGGCCCUCUGCAUUUAACCUCCCACCGCACGUCCGCAUUCCCCGCCUCCGGCACUCCGCGGUUCCUUUCGCACAUAUAAUCCCCGCGCUCUAAAUGCAUUCUCUGUCGGAGAAGAUCCUCCAAAACUACUACUACGGCGGCCAUCACAACGACGACGGCGAGAUCAAUAAGAAGUCGACCGCCAUCGGGAAGAAGAAGUACAAGGGGGAGGAAUUAGGGUGGAAAAGAAAGGGCAAAGGACGUGACAAGAACCAUAAUAAACACAUAUGGUUCCUGUCAUGUGGUAGACAGCAAUCUCUAAUAGAUUAUUAUUCGGUGGAAUUGGUCAACGGCGGCGUCGGAGGAGGAGGAGGAGGAGGGGAUCGUUCGUCUUCGGUGAAAGCUUCGGCGAUGGAAGAUGAUCAUCAGAGAGAUGGGUCGUUGUUGUCGUCGUCGUCUUAUGCGCCUUCCUCGACGACGACGGCGUUUGCCACCGCCACCACGACGGCGACGAGUACGACGAUGCCGUCGCCGGACGGCAGUAGAGGAGGAGGAGGGAAGCCCAAGAAAGGAUUGAAACGGUUCCCUCGUGUCUUGAAAGCCAUUCUCUUCGAGACCUCUCUGGCGAAGAAAAUUCGAAAGAGAAAAAACGCACAGAAAGGACUCAAAGGAGGUGGCAACGUCUACGCGACGACAGCUGGAAACGUGGACCCCACAAAACCAGGCAGCGGACGAGAACCACCAAUCCCAAACAAAAACGGCGCCGUAGAACUCAAUUCGUCGACCGCACCAUUGGCCGCCGUCGGCAGCAUGUCAUCAACCACCGUCGCCGGCAGCAACAACUCCUCCACCAACUCGAGUUCCUCCGUCGGCAGCAACCUGCCGCUGGAUGCGGCGGCGCCCGGGGAGAUCAUUCAGAAUGACGGGAAGAUUAGCAGCCCGACGGCGGCGGGGAAAGGGCGCCGGUACAGCUCCAACGUGGGGCUGUGUUCGGUUCUGGUGAGCCUUGUGGUGUUGGUGCUCUGGGGGAAGAUAUGUGCCAUUAUCUUCACGUCCACGUGGCUGUUUUUCGUGCCGCGUUGCAUUCCGGGCACCGCCGGCAGCCUGUCGAAGAUCGGUGCGUAUUGCAGGAAGAUCGAGCCGGAGGAGUACAAGAAGAAGGUGGCGGGGAAGGAAAUGUCGUAGAGAGAGAGAGACUGAUGAAUUGUUGGAGUAGAUGCGUUUCGUUGUAACUUGUAUUGUGUCAUAUUACAGGCAAACAUUAGAUUUGCGACGUGCAAAGUAGAAUUUUAUUAAUCAACGGUUGAAAUUUGUAUAGGUUUUUGGUUGAUUCUGUGACUAGGGAGGAGAAAUGGUUGUAACAUUGAAUCACUUUUAACAGUUUUAUUGAUUGAUUUGAAAUAGAUUAGGUGUUUUUUUUUUCGUGUACAAUUUGAAUAUGUAGCCAUUAAUAUAGGAAAUUCCAUAUUCUGAUAUGCAUACAACUAAUCGAAUUAGGAUUUCAUAUUCCAAUAAAUAUUAUUCGUGCAUUUUUACAUACUGCAGGCAUAGGUUAAUUGAGUUGGCAACUCCUUAAAAAUUUAUAAACAAUAAGCGGCAUUUAAUAACAUACUUAUAACUAUGAAUUGACAAAGAAAUUAAGAAUUAUUUUGUUGGGUCUAGUAUUAACCCGUCUAAUAAGGGCCCAAGCCCACCACAAAGCGUCUCACCUUGGGCCCAAACCCAUUCUAGGGUAUAGUACACCGGGAGGCGUCCAGUUCACCCGGGGGUGUCCACCACCGGGAGGCGUCCAUUCAUCGGAAGGCGUCCAUCGACGGGAGGCGUCCAUAGGAUGCAUCCGACUCCUAUAUAAGGAGGCCAGACCCUCCAAGCAAAGGGACUUCUUCUCUCCCUUCCCUCACUUUACCACUUAUGGUUCUAUCUCUAAACCUUAUCUCUCUCUACAUUCUCUACACUCUAUCAUAUAUCCUUACUGACUUGACCGUCGGAGUGUAGAUCUCGGGGGCCGCCCCCGACUCUCCACAGGAUUCUUCCACUCCUGAGAAGAUCAGACGAGGGAGUCCGGAUUAAGGUUCCACACAAAUCCCCCGGUACUAAUCCGGGUCAAACAAUGUUAACUCAAUCUUGUGACCAAGAUCACAUGUAUCAAUCUUUUUAUCUUUCUCAAAAAUAGCACUCCCCAUCACCAAAAGAUUCUCGUUCGAUUUUAUUAAAAUUUAUCUGAAAAU
Molecule: messenger RNA, 2269 nt
Organism: Linum trigynum
Lineage: Eukaryota; Viridiplantae; Streptophyta; Magnoliopsida; Malpighiales; Linaceae
Source: the annotation of a GenBank genome assembly